AUGGUCUCUCCAAGCAUCCUCGCACUCUGCCUUGCGGCAAUCGUUUACGGUCACGGCGACCAUGAAGACCAUCAAAAGUCCAUGUCUGGACCUCAUCAGUCUCUCUGGUAUAACACGAUUCCGGGUGACGGCGGCACUCAGGCCGACUCUGUGUUCUCAGGCAUUUCUACCUUUGGUCGCCUGCCAUACCAGCCCUGCCUGGGUGCAAAGAAUGUCAAGUACGAUAUUGCUUUCAUUGGCGCCCCCUUUGACACUGGUACUUCGUACCGCCCCGGUGCUCGCUUUGGCCCAUCAGGAAUUCGCCAGGGCUCACGCCGCCUGAACCUCUACGGAGGUUACAAUGUGCCGUUGGCCACCAACCCGUUCAAUAGCUGGGCCACUGUCCUAGACUGUGGAGACAUUCCAGUAACAUCGUACGACAACACGUGGGCUCUGCACCAGAUCGAGGAGGGACACUUUGAGAUCCUGUCUCGCCAACCUGCGACAGAUGCGGCGAAGAAGGGACCUGCGAAGAAUGAGCGCACCCUGCCUCGGGUCAUCACUCUAGGCGGUGACCACACCAUCACCCUACCCCUGCUGCGUUCCAUCAACCGCGCCUACGGUCCCGUGUCUGUCAUCCACUUCGAUAGCCAUCUCGAUACAUGGCGCCCCAAGGUCUUUGGCGGUUCUCCGUCAGAAGUUGCCAGCAUCAACCACGGCACCUACUUCUACCAUGCCUCGCAGGAGGGCCUGCUGCGCAACGAUUCGAACAUCCACGCUGGUAUCCGCACGACGCUCAGCGGACCCAGUGACUACGAGAAUGACGGAUACUGCGGCUUUGAAAUCGUCGAGGCUCGCGAGAUUGACAAGAUCGGCACGGAUGGCAUUAUUAAGAAAAUCAUUGACCGCGUCGGCACCAAGAACCCGGUCUACCUCUCUCUGGAUAUUGACACCCUUGACCCUGCUUUCGCUCCCGCUACCGGAACACCCGAGACGGGAGGCUGGUCCACCCGCGAGCUUCGUACCAUCCUUCGUGGCUUAGAGGACCUCAACCUGAUUGCCGCUGAUAUUGUGGAGGUUGCUCCUGCUUACGAUACCAACGCCGAGCAUACCACCAUGGCUGCAGCUGAUGCGCUCUACGAGAUCAUGAGCAUUAUGGUCAAGCGCGGCCCCCUCAGCGCCAUGGUCAACCAGACCGAGGUCAGUGAGGAGCUGUAG
Messenger RNA from Colletotrichum orchidophilum, 1197 nucleotides. Its product is annotated as agmatinase 1. NCBI's taxonomy places the organism in Eukaryota, Fungi, Ascomycota, Sordariomycetes, Glomerellales, Glomerellaceae. Gene Ontology annotation, molecular function: metal ion binding; agmatinase activity. The coding region runs from base 1 to 1197 and encodes 398 amino acids. The transcript has 8 exons. The record is from RefSeq and is a predicted model, not a curated record.